GGGGAGGAGGAGACGCGAGGGCGGGGAGGAGGAGGAGCAGCGGCGGCGGCCGUGGCGGCAGCUCGGAUGGGAGACGGUGGAGACGCGCAGGAGACGACAGAGAUCAUCACCUUCGCUGAGGCUGGUGAGUCUCAGGGCCUGGUGAACUUCGUCCUCUCUAAAGACGGAGGCGCCCUCUCUCUGGUGGAGCAGGCCAACGUCUGGCUCUUCCUCCGCUUGGCGAAGACCAAUCGCAGCCGAGCCAAAGUCACCAUCCGCCUCUUCCAGCAACGCCGGCUCUCCAACGGACGCCCGUCUCCGGCACAGGACGACGUCCUCCUGGCAGAGAAGUCCGUGGACACGCGUCGCAGCGGCUGGCACACCUUCCCGGUGUCGGCGGCGGUUCAAGCGCUGCUGCAGAGCGCUGCGAGCACACCGCUCAGCCUUAGGGUCUCCUGCCCGCUCUGCGCCGACGCCGGCGCCACGCCGGUGCUGGUCUCCGGCGGCUUCGAGACGUCGCAGCGCGCCAACCAGCGGGAGCAGUCCCACCGGCCGUUCCUCAUGGCCGUCGUCCGGCAGGAGGAAGCCGGCGACUCGCCGCGGCGCAGGAAGCGCGGCCUGGAGUGCGACGGGAAGGUCCGCGUCUGCUGCAAGCGCCAGUUCUACGUCAACUUCAAAGACAUCGGCUGGAACGACUGGAUCAUCGCGCCGCCCGGUUACCACGCUAACUACUGCGAGGGGGAGUGCCCCUCCCACGUGGCGAGCAUCACCGGCUCCACGUUGUCCUUCCACUCCACCGUCAUCAGCCACUACCGCAUGAGGGGCUACAGCCCCUUCCAGAACCUGAGGUCGUGCUGCGUGCCCACCCGGCUACGAGCCAUGUCCAUGCUGUACUACAACGAGGAGCAGAAGAUCAUCAAGAAGGACAUCCAGAACAUGGUGGUGGAGGAGUGCGGCUGCUCGUAGACACGGAGGAUCCGAUCCGGAUCGGUCCGGAACGAACUGGACUGGAGAGGAAGGAGGACUUCAGAGAGAGAGGGAGGCGAUGGAGAGAGGUAGAGGAAGAGGUGACUCCAUGAUCAUCGUCACUUUUACCUGCAGCGCCUCCUUCUUCACCUCCUCCCUCCUCCCUCCAUCAAAACUCUCCUCCAUCCUCCAUCUAGCAGAACUCAGAAAGAGUCUCGAAGGCACUUUCAAAAAAACAACAAAAAAACAACAAAAAAACAGAUAGAAAAAAAGAAUAUCUAAUAUAUUUUUGUUACAACCGGAGGGAGCGAGGCUUAUUUAUGUGGCUGAGACGUUCAAGCACCACUCGACCCGUCGGACCUCGGAGAGACGAGGUGCCUGAAAAACUACUAACAAAAAAAAAAAAUCUCAAAACUAUGCAACUUGUUUCACGUAUUACGUCUUAUUGUAUUUUACUUUGUCUCUUUUUAUUUUCUUUCCCAACUGUUUACUU
Anarrhichthys ocellatus (wolf-eel) is the source of this 1438-nucleotide messenger RNA. RefSeq names its product inhibin subunit beta Aa (gene inhbaa). Gene Ontology annotation, molecular function: growth factor activity; cytokine activity. The transcript has 2 exons. Lineage: Eukaryota; Metazoa; Chordata; Actinopteri; Perciformes; Anarhichadidae. The annotation marks the transcript as partial. Gene Ontology annotation, cellular component: extracellular region. The record is from RefSeq and is a predicted model, not a curated record.